Messenger RNA from Armigeres subalbatus, 1572 nucleotides. RefSeq lists its product as uncharacterized. NCBI's taxonomy places the organism in Eukaryota, Metazoa, Arthropoda, Insecta, Diptera, Culicidae. Gene Ontology annotation, molecular function: nucleic acid binding; zinc ion binding. The record is from RefSeq and is a predicted model, not a curated record. The coding region runs from base 1 to 1572 and encodes 523 amino acids. The transcript has a single exon.
AUGUCCUCCAACGAUCGUCGUAUCCGGAAUCUGAAGCUGCGACAGCGUAGCAUUUAUUCAUCGUUUGCUCUCAUCAAGGCCUUCGUAGAAAACUACGAUGCAAAUACGGAUGCUACGGAAGUUCCUGUUCGCCUGGAAAGUCUUGUGGUGCUCUGGAACGAUUACAAUAAGGUGCAGUCCGAAUUGGAAUCCUUAGACGAAACAACGAUCGAAGAGCUGCUUAAGCAACGUACUGAAAUGGAGUUAAGCUAUCACAAAGUUAAAGGUUUCUUGCUCUCAGUGAACAACCCACCCCCCACAUCACUGGCAAACUCUAGAGGUGCUCAUGUCCACGCCUCGACUCUACAAGUUCGAUUACCUGAUGUGAAACUACCGGUUUUCAAUGGAAAUCUAGAGCACUGGCUUAACUUCCACGAUCUCUACCUAUCGCUAGUCCACUCUUCACAAGAACUAUCUAGCAUUCAGAAGUUCUACUAUCUCCGUUCGUCACUUUCCGGAGAUGCUCUCAAAUUGAUUCAACCCAUCCCCAUAAGUGCUACUAACUACACUGUAGCAUGGAAUCUUCUGGUUGAACAUUUUCAAAAUACUACUCGUUUGAAAUCCUCGUAUGUUGAUGCACUCUUCGAGUUUCCCACUGUCAAAAGAGAAUCAGCGAACGAAUUGCACUCUCUCGUCGAAAGAUUCGAAGCUAAUGUUCGUAUACUACAACAAUUGGGAGAACAAACGGAAGCAUGGGACAUUCUUCUGAUACGCAUGUUGAGCAGUCGUUUGGAUUCUACAACACGAAGAGAUUGGGAGGAAUACUCGUCUACUCUCCAGAACGUUACAUUCAAGCAACUAACCGCCUUCAUUCAGAGAAGAGUCAACGUACUGCACAGUAUCAACCACAAGGUUCAGGAGUUCACUAUGUCAUCGUCAGCAAAGAAACCCAUCGUCGCACGUCCGAUUGCAAGUCAUGGAGCAUCUCAAUAUAAUCCCAGAAAAUGCAUUUUAUGUUCCGAGCAUCAUCCACUGUACAUGUGUUCGACAUUUUCGAAAAUGAGCAUAGAAGACAAGGAGAAGGAAAUUCGUCGUCACCAACUCUGUAGAAACUGUUUGCGUAGAGGUCACCUGAGCAGAGAAUGUCCGUCCAACAACACCUGUCGUCGUUGCAAAGCCCGCCAUCAUACUCAAUUGUGCGAUAAGGAAUCGUCAAAUUCGUCAACUCUGAGGGCGUGUGAGGUCCCACCGACCAGAACAACUACUUCUCAAGCUUCAAAUGAGCAACCUUCAACUUCCGCUUCCGCAACGUACAGUCAACCGGCAAGCUAUUCCUCUACGGGACGCAAGCACGUGCGCGUCAUUUUAGCCACAGCAAUUGUUCAUGUGAUUGACGAUAAUGGUACCUCUCACGUUGCUAGAGCUUUUCUGGCUUCUGGAAGCGAAUGCUGUUUCGCCUCGGAGUCAUUUCCUCAACGUCUAAAGGUGCAACGCAAGAAGGUGUCCAUAGUCCAUCCCGAUCGCUGGUAUCGGCCAAUCGACAACGCAAGCCAAGCACAAAUUCUCGUCUACCAUACGGUCUCGAAUCAGUAA